This is a messenger RNA of Marmota monax (woodchuck), 2142 nucleotides long. It is a transcript of the gene Spata19, whose product is annotated as spermatogenesis associated 19. The coding region runs from base 1505 to 1969 and encodes 154 amino acids. Lineage: Eukaryota; Metazoa; Chordata; Mammalia; Rodentia; Sciuridae. The transcript is spliced from 7 exons. The record is from RefSeq and is a predicted model, not a curated record.
GUUGGGGCCCUGUGGCUAGUACCAGCCCAAAGGCUCUCUAAGUAAGAGCAGCCUCUGGACAGAAACCCAGAAGAGCUGAUUUGACCCCUCGGUGUGCUCUUUCCCCUUGUUUUGUAAAGGAGGACACAUCCUGAAAGGCAUGCAGUGGCAAAAUGGAAGUUUCCAGCAUCUCUGAGUCACCACGUGGAGCACAGCUGCUCUGAAGAGUUGCCUACUUUGCACUGGAGCUUUUGAAAGUGCAAAAGAAACCUUUUUGAUUUGGAAGAUCAUUUGUUUUCUCAACUUUCAACACAGUUUAUCCUAUUCUGCCCCAAUCAGGGAUGACAUAAAAUUGAGGUGAUUUGUUGAGAAUGAGGAGACAUAGUGGUUAUACUGGGAAAAUUGAGGAGAGAGAAAAAGGUUUUCUACAGUACUUAGAAGAAUAAGAAUGGGGAGAUUGAUAGAGGAUUAGAGCCAGAUGGAGACUAGAGAUCCCAUUUUAUUUUCAUUUUAAGAGCAAAGAAACUCGGACCUGAGAUCAGGUCAAGGGCAUGGAACAAGUUAACGGAGAGACAGAAUUAUAGGCCUAGUUUCUGAGACCUUGAGAGUAGCCUAAUGUCUCAGAAUCCACUGAGUUGAACUCCAGCUGCUGUUGAGAGCCGCUGCACAUGGCUCAGGGUCCUUUGGGAUGUUCCGAGCUUCUUUCAAUUCCUGGUAAAAAGUCUUGAUGGGAAGGGUAGCUAUCUGAACGCUUAUCAGGUUUUGUUUUGCCCCCAAGUCUCAAGUCACAGGAGAUCUCCUUGUCCUUUUCACUUUAUUCUUUUUCCGCCCAGGAUGAACUAAAGUCAUCAGGAAAUGUCUUUCAAAGAAAUACGCUUUCACUGUUUACUCCCUACUUCUUAUUGUUUGGUUUUUUUUUAAAAACGAUUUAAAUCACUUGGGUGAACAAAGUAGACAAAAAAUAAAGCAAAUAUCCCUGAAGAGAAAAUUGUUGUCCCAUAUUUGGUGUUUUCUGGAUGGAUAACAAACUUUGUUGUGCCCCUAUACAUAAAGAGAACAGGAAAUACCUCUGACAUUGUGGUGAAUGACUAUCUAGAGGGCUCGGGUAAUUUUUGCCACAGAUUUAUUCUUUUGAUUUGAAAAAACUCUUUUUUGAGCAUUUUUCAGGACUUGAACCAGUCAUCAAUCUACCCCCAACUCCAGGCUCCACCCUAACAUUUUCUAUCCGUGGUUUGGGUAAAUUCUCCUUGGUGUCUUCUUGGGCUCUUACUGGCAAUAGUUUACCCUUACUUCUCAUUCCCCACCACCCUUCUGAGCUAGGAUCAUCACUAAGAUGGGAAUUUCCUAGUCUCUCUUCUCCAUCUCUACUCUGAGCCUGGAGAUUAAGAGAAGUCAUUGUCACAUCAUCAUUGGUCAGCCAAUCAGAUGGGCAUUUCCCUCCAAUGACCUCUCUGUCCUAUAGAAGUUCUCAGGCAGCUUCAAUGGAAGGAGGGAGCUAAGAAGGUGGCCUAGUAUAAGUUCAAAGAUGAUCAUUACAACAUGGAUUUUGUACAUUCUCGCCCGGAAAGGUAUAGGGCUCCCCUUCCCACCAAGGAUGAGUUCGGAUGUUGAAGUUGUGGAAAGUGAGGCUGUAUCGGUAGUAGAGCACUGGUUGAAAAAGACAGAAGAGGAGGCUUCCCAGGACAUAAAGGAGAAGAUGUCCACCAACUCUUCUCCUACUCAUGGCCAAGAUGUGCACGUGACCAGAGAUGUGGUGAAGCACCAACUUUCGAAGUCUGAUCUAUUAGCAAACCAGAGUCAAGAGGUACUGGAGGAGAGAACAAGGAUUCAGUUCAUAAGAUGGAGCCAUACCCGUGUCUUCCAAGUGCCAAGUGAGAUGAUGGAUGACGUCAUACAAGAUCGAAUAGAGCAAGUGAGACGAAGCAUUUCCCAUCUUAGGACUGACUCAUGUCAGGACACAAGUUUCCGAUCUUCCCUCUCAAACUGCUGAGAGUCACAGGCUUUCAGGGUCAAGGAGCAGCCUGUGUCAGAAGAAAGUCCACCUCCCGCUUGACCUGAAGGGUGACCAGACCUGGGCAGAGAGACUCCAGUGGGUGAGCCCUUCAUUUUGACAGUGGUAGCACUGGAAUCUUCUUGCUGAACUGCUAAUAAAGAGACAAGCUA